Molecule: messenger RNA, 906 nt
Organism: Alternaria burnsii
Lineage: Eukaryota; Fungi; Ascomycota; Dothideomycetes; Pleosporales; Pleosporaceae
Exons: 6
Coding region: 1-906 (301 amino acids)
Molecular function (GO): methyltransferase activity
Source: RefSeq, a predicted model, not a curated record
AUGAGUGAUGAUUCAGAAAGAGUCAGCGUUCACGGCCGAGUCUUCCAAAGGAUUUCCCUUGACGAGAAGAUCUACUUCGCACCUGUAGCCAUCGACGAUCGCGAAGAGAGCAGACUGACCGCUCAACAUCGCCUUGUAGCCAGAAUCUUCGGCGACAGUUUGUUCUCCUCUAAGGUGUCAGUGGAAAACCCCUCUGCAAUCUUGGAGUGCGGUUACGGUAAUGGGGAAUGGGCUGUCCAAUGCGCUGAAGACUUUGAGGAUUGCGAGGUAACUGCCGUCGAUAUAUUCCCUAUGGAUCUCCCAGAUCAACCCGAAAACUUAGAUCUGAUCUGCCAUAAUCUCAACGACCCUCUUCGCGACCCCGAACUAUUCCAAGCGAACCAUUACGACCUCAUACACUCACGAUUCGUGUUCCCAGGUAUAAAGACCGAGAGAUGGGCCCGGUAUAUCAGAGAUAUGAAAUUGCUGCUGAAGCCGGCAGGUUGGGUUCAGAUGAUGGAAUUCCUGCCCAUUAUUCAAUCCCAUAACGGAAGUCUUACGGAGCAGUCUGCCGUGCGAAGAUGGUGGCAGUCAUAUCAGGGCGCUAUGGCAAGCAUGGAUCGUGACCCAAGGAUAGGCCGUCGGUUGAAGCAGCUGUUGCUCGACAAUAGAUACCGAGAUGUUGACGUCGAAGUGGUGCAGACCCGUACCCUAUUCCCCAACAGUGCUGAGAAGGCACGUAUAGAUCCCGCUCAAGCCAGCCUCGGCGGAGACUCUGUCGCGAUGAUUGGUGACCUGCUCGAAUCUCUUGGGCUAUGGCCGUUCACAUCGACUCUUGGUCGUACAGCCGCAGAAUUUGACUCUCUGAUGGAAGAAGUCCGCACAGAGCUCCAGGACGUGAGCCUGAAGCUAUAUAUCGAGAUGUAA